Molecule: messenger RNA, 444 nt
Organism: Paramecium sonneborni
Lineage: Eukaryota; Ciliophora; Oligohymenophorea; Peniculida; Parameciidae
Source: the annotation of a GenBank genome assembly
AUGCUUUAGCUAAAAUUCAAGAAAUAAAAACAAAAAUAAAAUAAGACUGAAAACUUACUAACAAUCUCAUAAAAUUUAGAAAAAGAUCAUAAAAUUGAAAACUCAGACUUUAAAGAUCCUACAGAUUUUAUGAUAAAUUUAGAUAUGCAUUAUUCAAAUAAAGAACUAUUUUAAUCAAAAAAUAAUCAAUUUAGAAGAACCAAUUAACAAAAAACUUAUGAAAAUAAAACAAAAAUAAAAAAAAAACCAAUCAAAAUGAACUUUUAAAAAUUAGUAGAAAAAGAUAGAAUAAUUUAUGUUGAUGAUGAUGAAGAAAAACAUAAAUUUGAUAAAAAUAAAAAGAUAAUAGACCUCAACAAAAUGUCAAAUAUAUAAAAUUAAAAAUUUUAAUUAUAAUUAAAAAUCAUUUAAUCAACAAUUUUUAGAUUGUUCAAAUUAAGAUGA